CACCCACACACAAGGAAUAAGAGGCACUGUACCACAUUAGCACUUCUGCUGCUCUAAGUCAGUGUCAAACUCUCUAGGUGUCUGUAUGAGUUCUCAUUUGCCAAAUCAGCUCUGAGGGACAUUGUGAUUAAGAGGCUGAACUGAUCUCAUUGACAUUUUAGAUUAGCACUCUCUGCAGGGCUCCCCUGCCCCCUCUCUGCAAGCGUCUCUGUCACUGAUACAGGAUUAAGAUAGCACUUUAAGUAAGCACGUUGCUCUUCCCCCAGUGAGGAUGAUGAUGGUGAGUGACGACUGUCUGGUGGAGUGUGAGAUCGAUGACAGUGAUGAGGACGAGGGAGAACAGAGAAACACUCCUCCACCUCCUCCUCCUCCAGAGUUUGCAUCCAAAGCCCCGACUCCAGCGCCCAAACCUCCGACCCCUCCCACAACCCCUGCUACGCCAACACCCACCCCCACCCUCACCCCCACCCCCACAGGUCCUGUCAACAGGGACCCUUAUGGCAUCAACCAGCACCUAAAGGUGGAGGUUAGUGACGUACUGGCGGAGCCCGCCACACCUCGUAGCAUAGACCAAGUGUGGCUCUACAGUGUCGUUGGCUUCGAGAAGGCUCGUAUCUGGACGUACCGCUGCCUCUCCUUGCUGUUUGCUGUGCCCUUCGCUCUCCUGUGUGGUAUUUUCCUGGCCAUUCUUGCCUGUCUACAUGUCUGGUUUGUGGUGCCUUGCAUACAGCUGAGCAACACCUUCCUUCCAUGCCUGCGGUCCUUGUGUAUGUGUGCUGUGAAUGCUUUCAUCUCUCCCUUCUGCACGUCUCUCGCUCUCUGCUGCAGUCAAAUAGCCAUUUCCCUGUCGAACAAGGACUGGCAUCCAAUGAGAGAGAAAGAGGCCGUAUGAAUGUGAGAAAUAUUGAGUGAUACUGAGUGGCCGAGUGAAUGACUGAGUGUGCGAAAGAGUGAGAGAAUUUUGGUUAAAUUUGCUUGCAUCUUUUUUAGGUUUUUGAUUGGCACAGUUCUACAACCCAAUGGUAAUGCUAUUUGAUAUGUUUUCUACACGUAAAGCCAAUUCAUACAAAUUAUUAUUAUUAUUAUUAUUAUUAUUAUUAUUAUUAUUAUUACUAUCAUUAUUGCAGUUUAUUUUACACUGACUUCAGAUGUAAUUCUGAGAAAAUUGUAUCAAGUUAUCAAUAAAAUGAAUGUCCUUGAAUAAG
Morone saxatilis (striped sea-bass) is the source of this 1205-nucleotide messenger RNA. RefSeq lists its product as uncharacterized. Gene Ontology annotation, biological process: caveola assembly. The record is from RefSeq and is a predicted model, not a curated record. Lineage: Eukaryota; Metazoa; Chordata; Actinopteri; Moronidae. Gene Ontology annotation, cellular component: caveola. The transcript has 4 exons. Bases 272 to 892 code for a protein of 206 amino acids. Gene Ontology annotation, molecular function: molecular adaptor activity.